UUCAUGAACUAUCCAACACAUGACAAACACAACAUCGUUAUUCCAACUGUAACAUUUGUUUUCUUUUCAGUUUCAACAAAUCAACAUGUGUGCAUUAGUUUUUGAUUGUGGAUCUGGUACCAUUAAAGCUGGGUUUUCUGGCAAUGAUGCACCCCAUGUCGUAAUACCUACCAUUAUUGGUUAUUCGGGGCAUGAGGAACUUGGCGCAAACAUGGGUCAAAAAAUCUCUUAUAUAGGAAAUGAAGCCCAAAGUAGAAGAGGAGAACUCGUAAUAAAGCAUCCUAUUGAACAUGGUAUCAUCAUGAAUUUGGAUGAUAUGGAGGAGAUUUGGUAUCAUAUAUACUACAACAAACUGCGAAUUACUCCAAAAAAGUAUCCUGUUUUGUUAACGGAAGCACAAUUGAACCCAAAAUCUACUAGGGCGAAGAUGACGCAGGUCAUGUUUGAAUCUUUCAAUAUACCAGCAAUGUACUUACUUAAUCAAGCUGUAUUAUCUCUAUAUGCUAGUGGUCGUAUGACUGGUAUUGUGUUGGAUUCUGGACAUGGCGUUUCUCAGAUAGUACCAAUCACAGAAGGUUACGUGAUUCCAAAUGCACACUUUUCUUCAAAUUUGGCUGGUGGAAACCUGACCGAAUACUUAACGAAAAUCCUAUCUGAUCGUGGCUACAAUUUCAAUGCCAUGGAUCAAAAAGAAAUCGUACAAAAGUUGAAAGAAAAUAUUUGCUAUGUACCUAUAGAUUUUGAUCGAGAAAUGGACAAGUCUACUGGGGACAUAACAUUCGAGAGAAAAUACAAACUUCCCGAUGGUCAAAUUAUCGCAGUUGAUAAUGAAAGAUUCCGUUGUCCAGAAGCUCUGUUUCAACCAUCUUUAUUGGGGAGCACAGAAAAGGGUAUCCACCAAAACAUAUACGACACGAUUAUGAAGUGUGGGGUGAGUAUUCAUAGGAAUUUGUACGCCAACAUUGUAUUAUCUGGAGGCAAUAGCAUGUUUCUUGGAAUUGAAAAUAGGAUGACUAAAGAGAUUAUGACUUUGGCUCCAUGCGGAACGAAAAUCAAUAUCGUCACUCCAUCAGACAGGAAUUACCCGGCGUGGACUGGAGGAUCCAUUUUUGCUUCACUUUCCAACUUCAAAAAGAUGUGCGUCACAAAACAAGACUACGAAGAAUGUGGUCCUUCAAUUGUCAAUAGAAAGUGUUUCUGAGUAUCUUCACAAUAUCUUUAUAUUAUUUUAUAUAACAUUAAGUUUCAAUUUUAAACAUAUGAUAUUCGAAUUUUCACCUGACUAAACGAUCAUUUAGUUAUUCAGUCAGUUAUGUAUUAGUUAGUUUUUCAGUUUUGUGUAUGUAACAUUCUAUGAGAAAUCUUAUAGGCUUAGUUAACCCAAUACGUUCUUGACUUUGAGCAUAGUCGUUCUGAGACCUGAGAAGAAAGAUGAAUAUCAUCAUAUACAGACCCGGAUCACCCAUAAGGCCAACCUAGACUACGGGUUAGGGCGCAGACUAAUAAGAGGCCAAACUACGAGAAAGAAAUCAACAAUAUUUCAAUAAUUCAUAAACGGUGAAGAGCCUAAUCAAUACUACUGAUUUCGAAUUUGGAACAUUUCAAUAUCAAUUGUCAUUAAGAUUAUCCUCAGUGUCAUUAUUGAUUAGAGUACAAUCUGUUUAGGUUGAUAUUAGGAUUCUCAAAUCUAAAUAUACCAUAUUUAUAUUGUUAGUUAGGUAUAUAUUCAAUGAAGUAUGUAUAAAUAUAGUGAAUACAAAUUCAAUUUUUUGAAAAU
Molecule: messenger RNA, 1777 nt
Organism: Leptinotarsa decemlineata (Colorado potato beetle)
Lineage: Eukaryota; Metazoa; Arthropoda; Insecta; Coleoptera; Chrysomelidae
Product: actin-5
Source: RefSeq, a predicted model, not a curated record